This is a messenger RNA of Gigantopelta aegis, 2351 nucleotides long. RefSeq names its product multiple epidermal growth factor-like domains protein 10. The transcript is spliced from 7 exons. NCBI's taxonomy places the organism in Eukaryota, Metazoa, Mollusca, Gastropoda, Neomphalida, Peltospiridae. The record is from RefSeq and is a predicted model, not a curated record. Bases 198 to 1112 code for a protein of 304 amino acids.
GUAACCUAUAUUUUUUAUUGAAUGUGGAAAUUUUAGAAUGUCCGGUUAGUCGAUAUGGUCAAGGAUGUAACCAGUUCUGCAGUGAUAGAUAUUGCUUUGGAAAAAAUUAGUCAUGUGAUCACGUGACUGGGAAGUGUGAUCGUGGCUGUACUCGGGGAUAUGAAUCAUCAGGUUGUACUACGGUAUGUCAUGCUGGUAUGUUUGGUGCUGGGUGUAAGUUCAGAUGCAGUGAACGGCACUGUGAUGGAGACAGUAUAACGUGUGAUGCUCAAAGUGGAACAUGUCGAAAUGGUUGUACGCCAGGAUGGAAGGAACCAAGUUGUAUGAAACCAUGUGACACUGGUCGGUAUGGCGCCGAUUGUUCGUUUAUCUGCACGAGAAGACACUGUCAGAAUAAAACUGCGAGCUGUGAUCACGUGACUGGUUCAUGUCGAGGAAAGUGUGAAGAAUCCUGGAUAGGAGAAGACUGUACUGCAGGGUGUCGUGGGAAAUACGGCAAGCAUUGCAGCUACCUCUGUAGUGACAGGAAGUGUAGAAACUCCUCAGCGCCAUGUGAUCACGUGACAGGCUCUUGUAAUGGAAAAUGUAAGGAUGGUUGGAAUGGAGACACGUGCACGGCCAAAUGCAUUGGAACAUAUGGCGAAGAUUGCAAACACUCGUGUGGUGACAGACACUGUAAAGACAAUGGACAGUGCGAUCACGUGACAGGAUCGUGCAACGGACAAUGUUUUGCUGGUUGGCAAGGAGAUGCUUGCAAUGUGAUUAAGUCUAAAGAGAGCAGUGGAUCGACAAUUGUUGCAGUGGCCGCGGCAUUAGGAAUAGUUUCCAUAAUACUGGUUAUAGUUUCUGGGGCCUUCUUGUGGUACGUCAGACGUCACAGGACAACGUCAGGAUCUACAGUUAAAGAAAACACGAGUGUAGCAAACCAAGGUGGCGGACAUUUUGAAAUCGUGGACAGACAGCCAAGUCAAGACGUCGUUCUACAGCGUCCCGUAGGUGAUAGUGAGAGUGGUUAUGUCAAUGUAGGACAAGAUAUUCAGCUGAACGAAUAUGAACAUCUUGAUCCGUCAGAAUCACCACAGAAUGUCUACGAUAAAAUAACUGGAAGUUAAAGACAUUCGGUCCAUUUCUGACAAUUGCCACGCCGAUAACUGAAGGACAACUGGUUCAAGGCGAACAUAUUAUAACGUCAUUUUCUUCUUCUUUGAUAGUUGACAAAUUGUAUAGAUAGAAGCAUACUUUAAAACUGGUACCAUUUAUAUAGGUGAUUUAUUGACUUCCUAAAAUAUGCAGUUGAUAACAAAAUAUCACAUUACUAUUUUUUGUGUUUUACAGUAUGCUUCAAUAAUAAAUGCUACUAAUAGCUUAUUACACAGCCUAAACAACCUAUGAGAUGACAUAUUUCAGUCACUAAAAAUCAAAUUUUCCAAUAUAAACGAAGCAUUUUAUUAAAAGACAAAAGUGACUGCAAACGUAUAUAUGAUAUAUUAAAUACUGAACAAUAAUACAAAAACCACGGUUAAAAUACGCAAAUGAGGUUUUUAUAUAUAACAUAUGAUUUACAUGAAUGGGAAACGUAUUAUACCAUAUUGUUUUGCAUUAGAUUGGUUUCAAUGUAUAAUUUUGUACAUAAUCAUGACGACUAAUACGUUUCUACAUAUAAUUCACUGCAUUGAUUCUAACGUCUGUAGCUUUCGUAAUAAUUUUCCAGAAAGACUACAACAUUUAUUUUUGAAGUACAAACAAAUUCAUGCAUAUUAUGUAAAGCAGAAAUAGAAAUUAAUUUUAGUAAAGAUAUUAUUAUGUUUGGUAUGACUAAUAACAAAACCAAUACCUUUGUAAAUUGGUAUAUAUUUACAAUAUGAAAAUACAGAAACAAAUGUUAAAUAUCAAUAACGUUAGAAAUAUGCUAAAAGCUAAAUUUGAUGUCGAAAAAUAUAUUAUUUAAAAAGAAUUGUAUUAUGAAUUAUUCAAUACACAACUGACCCCAUGGGUUGUCCUUUUUCACAUGAAUUAAUAUAUGGCAAUGCCACUUUUAUUACCAAAAGAAAAAAAAUAGUGAAGCAACUAGCUUGUUUGGAAACGGAUUUCUUAGAAAAUAAACCUUAAUCAAAUUCACUCCUCUUUUCUCUUGUUAAAUUAUAGGGUUUUUAAAAAAUAAUUUCCCCAUAGGCAUGGAAUAAUAACAUGAUUUGUACUAUUCUCUAGUUUGAAAUUUAAUCUUUAAAUAUCUAUUUUCUUCUAGCUUUCGUUCUUUCUAGGGCGGGACGUAGCCCAGUGGUAAAGCGUUCGCUUGAUGCGCGUUCGGUUUGGGAUCGAUCCCCGUCGGUGGGCCCAUUGGGCUAUUUCUC